UCAAGGAGUUUGAGCUUAGAGAGGGGAGCGAGCGAGCGAGCGAGCGGCGGAGAGAGAGAAUAAUCUAUCGGUUUAGGAGCUUUGGAUCCACUUGACAGGUUCAGUCGGAGGCGAUCGCAGGAGGCUACCGGGUGUCAAAGGGAGGGGAGGAGAAAAAAAUAUAUCGAUAUAUUCUCUUUUUUUUUUCCUUCCUCCUCCUCCUCCUUUUUUUUUUUUUUUUGGUAAUUCCAGCAUGCUCACUGACCCUGAUUUACCUCCGGAGUUUGAAAGGAUGUCUUCCAAGCAACCAGCUUCUCCGUAUGGGGAAGCAGAUGGAGAGGUAGCCAUGGUGACAGGCAGACAGAAAGUGGAAGAGGAAGAGAGUGGCGGCCUCCCAGCCUUUCACCUUCCUUUGCAUGUGAGUUUUCCCAACAAGCCCUAUUUUGAGGAAUUUCAGCCAGUUUCUCUGCCGACGCGAGAGCCUUGCGGCCUUAGGACUCCUACCUCUCAGCAAAACACAAUGGAAGUUGAUGGCAAUAAAGUGAUGUCUUCAUUUGCCCCACACAACUCAUCUACCUCCCCCUCGAAGGCCGACGAAGGUGGGCGUCAGAGCGGAGAAUCGUUUUCCAGCACGGUGCUGGGAACUCCUGAACGGCGUAAAGGAAGCCUAGCAGAUGUGGUAGACACUCUCAAACAGAGGAAGAUGGAGGAGAUGAUCAAGAAUGAGCCUGAAGAAACACCCAGUAUUGAAAAACUACUAUCAAAAGAUUGGAAAGACAAGCUCCUUGCCAUGGGAUCAGGGAACUUUGGAGAAAUAAAAGGGACUCCAGAGAGCCUAGCAGAGAAAGAGAGGCAGCUUAUGGGCAUGAUCAAUCAGCUGACCAGUUUGCGGGAGCAGCUGCUGGCAGCUCACGACGAGCAGAAGAAAUUGGCGGCCUCGCAAAUUGAGAAGCAGCGCCAGCAAAUGGAGCUGGCCAAGCAGCAGCAAGAACAGAUUGCAAGACAGCAGCAGCAACUUCUGCAACAGCAACACAAAAUCAACCUCCUUCAGCAACAGAUCCAGCAGGUCCAAGGUCAGCUACCACCGCUAAUGAUCCCCGUAUUUCCUCCAGACCAGCGAACUCUAGCAGCAGCAGCCCAGCAAGGAUUCCUCCUGCCACCUGGUUUCAGCUACAAGACAGGCUGCAGUGACCCUUACCCCGUUCAGCUGAUUCCAACAACAAUGGCAGCUGCUGCUGCCGCAGCAACCCCGGGUUUAGGCCCACUGCAACUGCAGCAAUUAUACGCCGCACAACUUGCAGCCAUGCAAGUAUCUCCUGGUGGAAAACUAUCCGGCAUUCCACAAAGCAACAUGGGUGCAGCAAUAUCGCCUACCAAUAUUCACACUGACAAGAUCACAACCAGCCCAUCACCCAAAACCAAGGACGAUGUGGCCCAGCCGUUGAAUCUCUCAGCCAAACCCAAGACAAACGACAGCAAGUCCCCCUCGUCACCUACUUCUCCUCACAUGCCAUCAUUGAGAAUAAACAGCGGGUGCAGCUCGUUGAAAUCUUCGGUGCCAGCAACGUUAGCUAGUCCAUCAGCCAGAGUCAACACAAUAGAUAUCCUCUCCUCCAUCACAUCAUCUGGUUACUUAAAUGAUCAUGAUGCUGUUACCAAGGCAAUUCAGGAAGCUCGGCAGAUGAAAGAGCAGCUCCGGCGAGAACAACAGGUGCUGGAUGGAAAGGUUGCAGUUGCAAACAAUUUGGGUUUAAACAACUGCAGAACAGAUAAGGACAAAACGACAUUGGAGAACCUGACUCAACAGCUGGCAGUCAAACAGAACGAAGACGGGAAGUUUAGCCACGCGAUGAUAGAUUUCAACAUGAGCGGAGACUCCGAUGGAAGUGCCGGAGUCUCAGAAUCUCGGAUUUACCGAGAAUCCAGAGGGCGUGGCAGCAACGAGCCGCACAUCAAGCGUCCGAUGAACGCCUUCAUGGUGUGGGCGAAAGACGAACGGCGGAAGAUCUUGCAGGCUUUCCCUGAUAUGCACAACUCCAACAUCAGCAAAAUAUUGGGGUCUCGUUGGAAAGCUAUGACGAACCUUGAAAAACAGCCAUACUACGAGGAGCAGGCUCGCCUCAGCAAGCAGCACCUGGAGAAGUACCCAGACUACAAGUACAAGCCCAGGCCGAAGCGGACGUGCUUAGUAGAUGGCAAGAAGUUACGGAUCGGCGAAUAUAAGGCAAUCAUGAGGAAUCGGCGUCAAGAGAUGAGGCAAUAUUUCAAUGUGGGGCAGCAAGCACAGAUUCCUAUUGCGACAGCCGGUGUCGUCUACCCGGGAGCCAUCGCCAUGACGGGAAUGCCCUCCCCGCAUCUUCCCUCCGAGCAUUCAAGUGUAUCUAGUAGCCCAGAACCUGGGAUGCCCAUCAUCCAGAGCACUUACGGCAUCAAAAACGAGGAGACUUCUCACGUCAAAGAGGAGAUCCAGAGCGAGGACAUCAACGGCGAAAUGUACGAAGACGAUGAGGAUGAAGAAGACGAUCGCGAUGUGGACUACGGCAGUGAAAGCGAAAACCACAUUGCAGGACAAGCCAACUGAUCGGGGGGGUGGUUUUUUUUCCCAUUCUUGGUUUUUGACCUCGGAGGACUUUAACGGAGACCCCACCCCCCACCCCUCCAGUCCGGUUUCUUGCCCAGUGGCCAAGCACACGAACUGGAUCCUCACACACUGACUGUUACUUAAAACUUUUUUAGUCUUAACUAGUUGGGACAUCAGCUGAUCAGGAGAUAUCAGCCCUGCGUUGAGAACUUUGGAAAACCAAGAAAGGAAUUCUAAAAGAAAGGAGGAAAAAACAAAAAGAAAGAAAGACAAAAAGGCUCAGAGGAAGAAACCCUAUCAAGGAAGUCAGUCGUGACAAAGAAAAAGAAAAAAAAAGGACAAAAAAAAAAAAAAGCUAUGGGUAACAUAAUGCCAGUAAUUCAGCUGCUAUACCCAAGCACUGAAGUCUUACCCGUUCGACCUUUUAUUAUUAUUUUUUUCAAAUAAACUUUAUGGCUAUUUGUUCUAUAAUGUUCUAGAAAAUUCUCACUCAGGUACACAGUGCCAACAAGUGGCUUGUGAAUGUGUUCUGUUGUUUUG
Molecule: messenger RNA, 3100 nt
Organism: Ahaetulla prasina
Lineage: Eukaryota; Metazoa; Chordata; Lepidosauria; Squamata; Colubridae
Gene: SOX5
Product: SRY-box transcription factor 5
Exons: 15
Coding region: 233-2560 (775 amino acids)
Biological process (GO): cell fate commitment; regulation of transcription by RNA polymerase II; positive regulation of chondrocyte differentiation
Cellular component (GO): nucleus
Molecular function (GO): RNA polymerase II cis-regulatory region sequence-specific DNA binding; DNA-binding transcription factor activity, RNA polymerase II-specific
Source: RefSeq, a predicted model, not a curated record